AGUUUUUGUGUCAAGGCCAAUUGAUUCCUCCGCACAGCCCGAACGGCUCAGUUGUAAGCGCGCAGCAACUCUUCGUGGUCAGCUUCUCCCAGUCGUUAAUUCCGGCGUCAGGCAUGGCUCAUCUGGACAAGCUGAGUACUAAGGAGUUAGAGGACAUCCUCUGCCAGCUCUGCACCGAUGAGAACAUCAAAGUUGCAGCCUCGGGAGACGAUGACGCCAAGAAGAACCUCGCGAAGAGCGCCGGUUCAGCUAUCGGUGGCAAGAUGCUCAACAAGCUGGGCGGAUUUGGGAGCAUGUUUGGCGGUGGGUCCAAGGACGGCAAGGACAGCAAGGACAGUGGCAGCAGUGGAAAGGAGGCGGAGAUGCGCCCGGCCGCCGACGUGAUCCGAGAGCUGCCCGAUAAGGAGAAGGACAACCUGGCUGACACCAUACAGAGCACCAUCUCCAAAUUUGGAGAUUUCAAGGACCCACAGGCGCUGCUGAAGCUCAUCACUGAGAACGCAAUGGUCAAGCAGCUCAUCACUAGCGCUGUCAAAAAUUUCCUGGGCAACUUCCUCAAGACUGCUGGCGGAGGUGCCGCCUGAGCUCUGGGCUGCAGUUGUUCUCAGCCUCCUGCUCCAUUCCCCUUACCCUGACCCUUUGCUCCCCAAGGGGGCAUGAUAGCUCCGCUUGUUGGUGUUGUCUCCUCAUGGCUCGCUCUGUAGCAGCUGCUUUCCGAACCGCCUCCUCCUUGUCUUGAUAGCCCAAAGCUGCCGCACUGCCUUUCCCCAAGGCAGUGUUGCCAGGCUCAGGAAAAAAUUAUUCCAUGAGAUGCCACCGAGCUUGCUUCAAGAAGUUGCAGAUUUGCUCGUGUCCUGUGAUGUAGGCGUGUGCACUCUUUUUCGUCCACAUCUUUUAAUUUUCCUAAUGCUGUGCAGAUUUCCUUGUGAAAUAUGGGCAUGUUCUACCCUGGCUGAUUGAAAUGUGGUUACUCUUGUACCAUUGUCUGAGAUACCAUGAGAUUGCCAUUGUUCUAAGGGGCAAAAAGGUCCGAUUCAUUCACAAUACAUUGGACAUUUGAAUCCUGUGAUCCUUCACUAACUUGCAUUGUUUGUGAGAAUGUCUAUGAGAAAAAAAUUUUCGAAUGUUGCAUUUCACGAACAUCUUGGAGGCCAAAAAAAAAAAAAAAAAAUCAAACAAUGUGAAAAGAGGCAAGAAAAUAAAGUCUCCCCUCAGGAUGAGCAUAUUUGGUAUGCAAGGGACAUUAUUGGGUGAGCAGAACAGAGAAAACAGUGUAGGUAAGUGGAGUUCGCCAGCAAACUUGAAAAUAGCUUAUGCUUCUGCAUGUCCAAGCUUUAAUGGCUACAGUCCUUUGUUUUGCUUAAACCAGGGUGAGCUAUGGAAUACUGUGUUGGGAUUAAAGUUUACAAUUUAUCUGGGCAUUGUAGCAAAGCAGUAUGUGUUCCUUUUCAUUUAUGAUCAUGAACCAGGGCUGUAUUUUCUAAUGAUCCAUUUCAUUUUCCAUUCUUUUCAGUUGUUGAUUAUUAGCUUGGACACCGCAGCACCACUAUUAUCACUGGGUUUGGUCACUUGUCAUGAAGACUGAUAAGAAUGUAGAAUGAAAUGGAGCAUUACAAAAUACAAGUUCUGAUGGUAUUUUUCGUGACCUGCACUUCACUCCUGCAAAGAAAUCAAGCUUAUGUAUACAUAUAUAUAUAUAUAUAUAUAUAUAUAUAUAUAUAUAUAUAUAUAUAUAUAACAGCAAAACCUAAAUUUGAAAAUACACUGAGAUAUCUCAGGGACUACUUCAACAAUGCUUUUAGUCAUGUAUGCUUGCGCCUGUAUACCUCAGAGGAGAUUGCCUUUUGGUUGGAACUGUUGCCCUGAGUUUCAUUGUUAUUGUUUCAUAUAUGCAGCAGUUUUAAGAGCGGGUUACAUCAUCCAAGUAAAGUUCAUCAGCCAUGUUGCACCCAUUUAAAAGCAAUACUUGUUUUACAUCUCAGUAAACUGUAGCAAAAAGAACAGCUUAUUCUAAGGACAUGACAGCCUGCAACACUACAGCCACGAGUACCAAAAGCUAUUUUUGCUGAACCGUUUGCCACUGUAAGAAAGCCUUAACGAAUGCAAGAAUCAUAGUAGUAUUUGAUAACUGUAAACUGCCAGAUAACAUGGCCUUUCUUUUUGUUGAUAUUUAUUUUCCUUGUAUUGCUUUCAAACAGCCUCUUCUUCAAUGGAUACACUGCCAUUGUUUGUGUUGAAGAGGAGUGAGCAGUUGCACAUUUUUCUUAACAGAAUGUGGUGAAAUUUGACCGCCCAUUUUAGUUUAAAUGCCUUUUAUGUAUAGCAUAAGCAUUGUUUAUUUCGUGCUGUUAGCAAUUGAAGCAUGGAAAAAAGAAAUACUUUAUAUGCAGUUAAUUUUAUACAAGAAAGGCUUGAGAGUACUUGAGGCACUAAGCAGUGUACAAUCAUGAAAGAUUACAUUUAUUUGGAGCCUAAUGUCGAUUACUAGUUAUAGUUUCUGGUUGUUGCUGCUCCAUGUGUUGAACAAGCUAUUUUUGUUUUGUUAAUUAGAUAUGUUUAUUACGCAGGACUGCGUUAUAUAUACAUAUACACAAAAAUGUAUACUGGCUUUAUGUAUACACCAUGUGCUGUUACAUUCUGCAGCUAUUGUGAGCACUCAAAUAAAAUGUCUACAUAAAUGCAA
Messenger RNA from Dermacentor silvarum, 2683 nucleotides. RefSeq lists its product as uncharacterized. The coding region runs from base 114 to 584 and encodes 156 amino acids. Lineage: Eukaryota; Metazoa; Arthropoda; Arachnida; Ixodida; Ixodidae. The record is from RefSeq and is a predicted model, not a curated record. The transcript has 2 exons.